GAAACCGGCGUGGGCUGGGGGGUCCGGGCGGCGGGGGGCAGUGCCAUGCACAAGCACCAGCACUGCUGUAAGUGCCCGGAGUGCUAUGAGGUGACCCGCCUGGCUGCCCUGCGGCGCCUCGAGCCUCCUGGCUAUGGGGAUUGGCAGGUGCCCGACCCCUAUGGGCCAGGUGCGGGCAAUGGGGCCAGCGCAGGUUAUGGGGGCUACAGCUCGCAGACCCUGCCCUCACAGGCAGGGGCUACCCCUACGCCCCGCACCAAGGCCAAGCUCAUCCCCACCGGCCGGGAUGUGGGGCCAGUGCCCCCUAAGGCAGUCCCCGGCAAGAGCACCCCCAAACUCAACGGCAGUGGCCCCAGCUGGUGGCCCGAGUGCACCUGUACCAACCGGGACUGGUAUGAGCAGGUGAAUGGCAGCGACGGCAUGUUCAAGUAUGAGGAGAUAGUACUUGAGCGGGGCAAUUCUGGCCUGGGCUUCAGCAUUGCAGGUGGCAUCGACAACCCCCAUGUCCCUGAUGACCCUGGCAUCUUUAUUACCAAGAUCAUCCCUGGUGGAGCAGCUGCCAUGGACGGGAGGCUGGGGGUGAAUGACUGUGUGCUUCGGGUGAAUGAGGUGGACGUGUCGGAGGUGGUGCACAGCCGGGCCGUGGAGGCGCUGAAGGAGGCGGGCCCCGUGGUGCGGUUGGUGGUGCGGAGGAGACAGCCCCCACCAGAGACCAUCAUGGAGGUCAACCUGCUCAAAGGGCCCAAAGGCCUGGGUUUCAGCAUUGCUGGGGGAAUUGGCAACCAGCAUAUCCCGGGAGACAAUAGCAUCUACAUCACCAAGAUCAUCGAGGGGGGUGCUGCUCAGAAGGAUGGACGCCUACAGAUUGGGGACCGACUGCUGGCGGUGAACAAUACCAAUCUGCAGGAUGUGAGGCAUGAGGAAGCUGUGGCUUCACUGAAGAACACAUCUGAUAUGGUGUAUCUGAAGGUGGCCAAGCCAGGCAGCCUCCACCUCAACGACAUGUAUGCACCCCCUGACUACGCCAGCACUUUUACUGCCUUGGCUGAUAACCACAUAAGCCAUAAUUCCAGCCUGGGUUACCUUGGGGCUGUGGAGAGCAAGGUCAGCUACCCUGCUCCUCCUCAGGUUCCCCCUGCCCGCUACUCUCCUAUCCCUAGGCACAUGAUGACUGAGGAGGACUUCACCAGAGAGCCCCGCAAGAUCAUCCUGCACAAGGGCUCCACAGGCCUGGGCUUCAACAUCGUAGGAGGAGAGGAUGGAGAAGGCAUUUUUGUCUCCUUCAUCCUGGCAGGAGGCCCAGCUGACCUGAGUGGGGAGCUGCGCAGGGGAGACCGGAUCUUAUCGGUGAAUGGCGUGAACCUGAGGAAUGCAACUCAUGAGCAGGCUGCAGCUGCUCUAAAACGGGCUGGCCAGUCCGUCACCAUUGUGGCCCAGUACAGACCUGAAGAGUACAGUCGCUUUGAAUCGAAGAUACAUGACUUGCGAGAACAAAUGAUGAACAGCAGCAUGAGCUCUGGGUCUGGGUCCCUCCGAACAAGUGAGAAGAGGUCUUUGUAUGUCAGGGCCCUAUUUGAUUACGAUCGAACUCGGGACAGCUGCCUGCCAAGCCAGGGGCUCAGCUUCUCCUAUGGUGACAUUCUGCAUGUCAUCAAUGCCUCUGAUGAUGAGUGGUGGCAGGCGAGACUGGUGACCCCACAUGGAGAAAGCGAGCAAAUCGGUGUGAUCCCCAGUAAGAAGAGGGUGGAAAAGAAAGAAAGAGCUCGAUUGAAAACUGUGAAGUUCCAUGCCAGGACAGGGAUGAUUGAGUCUAACAGGUCGAUCAAAACGAAACGUAAAAAGAGUUUCCGCCUCUCUCGAAAGUUUCCAUUUUACAAGAGCAAAGAAAACAUGGCCCAGGAGAGCAGCAUACAGGAACAGGGAGUGACAUCCAACACCAGUGACAGCGAAAGCAGUUCCAAAGGACAAGAGGACGCAAUUUUGUCAUAUGAGCCAGUGACGCGGCAAGAAAUUCACUAUGCAAGGCCUGUGAUCAUCCUGGGCCCAAUGAAGGACAGAGUGAACGAUGACCUGAUCUCGGAGUUCCCGCAUAAAUUUGGAUCCUGUGUGCCACAUACUACUCGGCCUCGGCGUGAUAAUGAGGUGGAUGGACAAGACUACCACUUUGUGGUCUCCCGAGAACAAAUGGAGAAGGAUAUUCAGGACAACAAGUUCAUCGAAGCAGGCCAAUUCAAUGAUAAUCUCUAUGGGACCAGCAUCCAGUCGGUGCGGGCAGUUGCAGAGAGGGGCAAGCACUGCAUCUUAGAUGUUUCCGGCAAUGCAAUCAAGAGGCUGCAGCAAGCACAACUUUAUCCCAUUGCCAUUUUCAUCAAGCCCAAGUCCAUCGAAGCACUUAUGGAAAUGAACCGACGGCAGACAUACGAACAAGCAAAUAAGAUCUAUGACAAAGCCAUGAAACUGGAGCAGGAGUUUGGAGAAUACUUCACAGCCAUUGUACAGGGUGACUCACUGGAAGAGAUUUAUAACAAAAUCAAACAGAUCAUUGAGGACCAGUCUGGGCACUACAUUUGGGUCCCAUCCCCUGAAAAACUCUGAAGAAUCCCCACCAAGCACUCUCUUGUGAACAGAAGACAUCAAGUCCCUCUUCCCUCCUCCCUCUUCAGUCCUGUCCCCACCAGGAGAACAAAUGACUACUGUUCUUGUCCCCUUUUUUAGAUAUGUCCCAAAAAUUGAGUUUUCUAGUCCUGUUCUGUUUUUUUAAAUUUUCGUUUGAUUUUAGUUUACUUUUUGGGAUGAUGCCAUCUCACUUCAUCAUGUGACUGUGCCCAUUCCUGCAUGGACCUUUCCCAAGCGCUAGCGCAGGUGCAAAUCCAUCAGAGUCAUUGUUUUCAUAAGAACCAAGCAGAAGCGAAGAGAAGAGAAGAGGACCUGCCAGAAAGAUAGGCUCUGGACAGCUGCACGGCUUGUGAGGCGAGCUCAGUGCGCCGCGUGCCGAGAUGCCCCGGGCAUUUCUGCCUGUCGUGCUGCUGUCACGCGGCGCUGAACGGUGUAACGUAUGGUGACAGAAAGUAUCUUAUUUAUAUAUAGAUAUAUAUAUAUAUGUAAUUUAUAUAAAAUAUAUAGAAAUUAUUAUAUAUAUAUAUUAUACACUCUCAUAUAAUAUAUAUAUAUUCACUCACAUUUGGACUAGAAAAUCUAUGGAGACUUCAUCAAUGGUACUGUGUUAUUAGAGAAAUGCUUUAAUUUUCAUAAUCCAAUCAGAUGGCAUCUUAUAUCCCAACUGGUUGGGGAGGGAUCGAAAGCGGUAGUAAGUGCUGUACCAAGGGCACUCACAUAUGGUCAUUCUCUUGAAAGCGGAGGUUUGCUCUAGGACUGGUUGUGAGCGGGGCUUGUGCCUGGGGGGCGAGAGGGUUGGAGACUUGACCCAAAGGCGCUGCUGCCCUCGAGGUGCGGUCAGUCCUGUGUGUGGACAGAGAGAGAAUGGCUAACGAUGCUCCAUAUUAAAUUGCCUAUUGUUUUCUGCCACCUGAUGUGUCUGCAUGAGAGGUUUCCUUUUUGUUCAUUUUUAAGCUGCUGUUAAACCAAAACCAUGUUGUGCUACCGUGUCAGCCUUUUCAUUCCAAAUUUUACUUUUACUAUUUAAGUGAAUGCAUAGAAUCCAAUUUGACCGUGUUUUAAAGGCUCAUGAUGUGGAGGAGCCAGGCCUUGUGAUAGAGUAGGCGACCUGGGCUCUGCCGUCCAGUCAGCAGAGGGGAAGUGGGGGCUGCUGAGAAGUGGGAGCUGGGGCUCUGUGUUGUGAUGUGUCCCUUUCUUUACUCAUGCACCCGGGACGCACUGGACUCCACUAAGACCCCUUUGUGCCCCCCCCCCCCAACAGGGAUGUCACUUGCCUUCCCGUUCUGUGCUGGGACCAUGGGACAGCACUGGGCUUGGCCAGCCACGUAACAAGGAGUUUGAUUUGGGUUUUGUUCACAGCUGCUUCAUAUGCCCUACCCUUGCGCCCUCACCAACAGCUGGUAGCUUACUAUUUCCUCAAGAAAGUAGACUUUAAGGCUCUCAGUUUGACCUGUAGAGCUGAGAGUCACUCACUGGCGAGACAUGAAACCUUGUUGGUUUUCCCCAGAGUCAGAAGGCAGUGACUGUGGUCAAAGGAGUUUUUCCCUGACCACGAGAGCAGGUGGCAGGUGCGGCUCGGGCCCCGCCCCUCCGUGCCCUUUGGAAGCCACCAAGCCUCUCUCGCCCCCACAAUGGAGGCAUCAUGCAGGGGAGGACGGGGUGGACAUGCUUGGCCCCAGGGGUGAGUCUUUUGUUUCCUAGCCCACUGGGUUGUGACCAGUGCAGAUGAUGCCACGUUGAAGACGCUUUGAGCACCACCAGCCAAACAUAGGAAAUCUGUUAACAGUCCUCCUACCAGCAUAAUGAGGCCAACUGUAAAGUGUGGGGUCCAGACCGAGGGUAAAGAAAGGGCAGCAGCUUUACCUGGGCAGUUCACUGGAUUGAAGGCAAAGAGGGAUAAGGCGAUGGCCGAUGGUGACUCUGGUGAGGAAGGGGGUGAGCAGGGAGUGGUGAUUUCUCCAGUGUUAACUGAUGUACUCUGAGUGGUGCUCAACCCUCUGCCCCUCCCAGGGAAGAAAAUCAAGAUUCAAAGUAAGCAUGACACUAGUUGAUUUACCAGUGUUCCUUCCAAGGAGACAUAUAUUUUUUAAUAAAUGAUAGUUGCAAUGAA
Messenger RNA from Lynx canadensis (Canada lynx), 4726 nucleotides. RefSeq names its product discs large MAGUK scaffold protein 3 (gene DLG3). Gene Ontology annotation, biological process: chemical synaptic transmission. The coding region runs from base 46 to 2595 and encodes 849 amino acids. The transcript has 20 exons. The record is from RefSeq and is a predicted model, not a curated record. Gene Ontology annotation, molecular function: kinase binding. Gene Ontology annotation, cellular component: neuromuscular junction; postsynaptic density membrane; neuron projection. Lineage: Eukaryota; Metazoa; Chordata; Mammalia; Carnivora; Felidae.